UGCUGCCAGUCCUGCUGCUGUACCCCCUCCUGCUGCCAGUCCUGCUGCUGUGCCCCCAGCUGCUGUGUCCCCCUCUGUUGCGCUCUUCCCUGCUGCGCCCCCGCCCCUUGCCUGACUUACAUCUGCACCCCUGUGAGCUGUGAAUCCAAUGCCUGCUGUCAGGAGGCCUGUGUAUCCAGCCCCUGCCAAUCAACCUGCACCAGCUCCUGUGGGCCCUCCUGCUGCCAGCCCACCUGUUGCACACUAUCCCCUUGCUGUGUGCCCCUCUGCUGUACUUCCAUCUGCUGUACGCCCGUCUGCUGUACGCCUGUCUGCUGCAAGCCCGCCUGCUGUGUACCCGUCUGCUGUGGGGCCGGCCCCUGCUCAUCCUCCUCAUGCUGCCAGCCCUCUCCCUGUGCCCCCUCCUGCUGCAAACCCUCCUCCUGCAUGUCCCUCAUCUGCCAACCCGUGUGCAAGCCUGCCUGCUGUGCCCCUGCCUCCUCCUCCAUGUCCCUGCUCUGCCGCCCUGCAUGUCCCCGCCCAGCCUGCUGUGGGGGCCAAAAGUCCUGCUGA
Molecule: messenger RNA, 552 nt
Organism: Echinops telfairi (small Madagascar hedgehog)
Lineage: Eukaryota; Metazoa; Chordata; Mammalia; Afrosoricida; Tenrecidae
Product: keratin-associated protein 10-3-like
Exons: 1
Cellular component (GO): keratin filament
Source: RefSeq, a predicted model, not a curated record